CAGAAUGACAGUGCUACACAAUCCUCCACGAAACCCAAUAUAUAAUGGUCACACGUUCAGCGAUGCUACAAAAGGAGAAUAAUCCAACCCGUUUCAAUCUUCAGUUAUCUCUCGAGUGCCUGAGCUUAGCGGUGGAACCACAGGUUUCCAUGCUCGCGUCGUCACUCCACUGCUGUAGCUGCUGGGUGCAAAAGUAAUUAGGGCUAGCUUAAUUUUUGGAGACAUCGUGACUGGGAAACAUGGAACAUUCUCAUCAUAUCCACUUGCUGUUGUUGUUGCUGAUCACCACAUCACUUGCUCCCUCACAAGCUUCUCUGGGAAAUGGCCACACCAUCAAGUCUGCAACUUUUUUGUCACCAAAAUUUAUGUUAGGGCCAGGAUCAGUGGAGAACAACUUCUUUUACAACAUUGAUUUCCCUAGAGGCCACAUUGGGCUCAAGAGUUUUGAUGCAGAAGUUGUGGAUGAAGCUGGUAACUCUGUCCCUCUCUACGAGACUUACCUUCAUCACUGGCUUGUUGAGAGAUACCAUGUCCCCAGGGAGAAGGCUAGAGAUCCUAAUCUUAGUGGGAAGGACGUUACUUAUGUGAGGAAUGAUGGGUUCUGUCAGAAUGGGAUAAAUAGACAGUCGAAUGGUCUUGGGUCGGAGACUCGUAGGACAUCAACAUAUGUUCCGGAUCCUUAUGCAAUCCAAGUUGGAAAUCCUGCUGAAAUCCCUGAUGGGUAUGAAGAGGGUUGGAUGCUUAAUGUCCAUGCUAUUGACACGAGGGGUGCCGAAGACCGGUUGGGAUGCACAGAGUGCCUCUGUGAACUGUACAAUACCUCUGGAGUUGCUCGAUUUUUGCGCAAUGAUUAUAGAGGAGGUCUAUUUUGUUGCUUUGGGCACACGGAGUGCAGGGUUGAACAAGGUUUUGUGGCUCCAAGGAGAAACCUGUACCUUCGUUAUACUGUGAAGUGGGUUGAUUGGGACAUUGGGAUUCUCCCUGUCAAGAUCUACAUAUUCGAUGUCACUGAUACUGGUAAAAGGAACGGUGGUUCCACAGGGUUCGGUCCAGAAAAUGGCUGCCAGAUUGAGUAUGACAUUGAGCCGUGCAGGGCUCAUGGGUGGUGUGUCGAUGUGAAAAGGAGGAACUUUACAAUGCCAUCCGGUGGUUAUAUCGUCUACAGCGUUGCUCAUCAGCAUACUGGAGGGAUUGGUUCAACUCUGUAUGGAAAGGAUGGACGAGUUAUAUGCCAUUCAGUUCCAAUUUAUGGAACUGGAAACGAGCCUGGGAAUGAAGAUGGUUAUAUUGUAGGCAUGACUACUUGUUACCCGAAGUUUGGAUCAGUGAAGUUAGCAGCUGGAGAAGAGCUGAUUCUGGAAUCUAACUACACUUCUACCAGCGAGCGAGGCCAUACCGGAGUGAUGGGACUUUUCUACAUUUUGGUUGCGGACCAAACUCCAUCAGCCUUCCCUUUCUUGGGCGCUCCUUUUUCCAUAGGUGAUUAUCUGAGCUUGAGUUCAUGGUAUGCUGUAGCUCUGUUUGGACUAAUGGCAGUGGCAGUGGCAGUGGCCAUUGGUGUUGGAGUGUUGUCUUUCGCGAGGAAGGAGGGGGCUGAAAGUGGCUACCACCGCGUUAUGGCCUAGUUCUACGGUACAGUUGUUGUAAUUGUACGCAUUAGAUUGCGAAGUAUAGCAUAUACGCAACGAGAGUCGAAUAAUCGAUGAAGGAGAUGGGAGUGGACUAGUAGCAUAUUCCACAAUUGUAUGUUGAAAGAGCUGCCAUUCAGAUCAAAGUGGAUCUGGGUAUACAGGCAAAACAGCAGAAGUCUCGGCGGAAAAGCUCGGUGCGCUGGGAGUAGAUCCACCAUGCACGAGCCAAGAUGGGAUUUUCUUGUAUCACAAGUUAUUCUAGGGUUUCAGAUUCCGCUAGUUUGGAGGAGGUCAAAUGGCACCAAUAUGGUAUGCUCGAAAUAUAUUAUCCAAACUAUGGUCACUGUAUAGAUAUUUACAAGAAUAUUGUGUUAUUGUAGUGUUUUAUAUCUAAAUUCGUGCAGGGAAGCAUGAGAACUUAAAAUGAGAUUUUUAUCUGUGCAAAACCAUGCAUUUUGUUUCAUUUUUUAGUCUAGUGAUGAUGGAUUU
This is a messenger RNA of Linum tenue, 2120 nucleotides long. NCBI's taxonomy places the organism in Eukaryota, Viridiplantae, Streptophyta, Magnoliopsida, Malpighiales, Linaceae. The record is from the annotation of a GenBank genome assembly.